AUGUCUGCUCAGCCCAUCAUUGGUUGCAAUGGUGACCCACCUCAGACAGGACCAAAAAAACAGGAAAAAGGACAAGAUUGUGUUCGGAAGUAUUAUUGGUCUCAUCGUCCUGUUGAUCAUCGUGUUGAUUAUCGUGCUGUCUGUUACUGUCUGAAGAAGUCACCAUCUAUCAAAUCUAAAAUCACUAAAUGUAGAGAGCCAUCAUUACAACUAGAAGCUCAUCCUCACACCAGGAACUCAUCAUCAUUAUCAGGAGCUCAUUGUUAUUACCAGAGGCUCAUCAUCAUCACCAGGAGCUCAUUAUCAUCAUCAUUAUUACUUAUCUUUACCAGGGACUCACCAUUAUUGUUACCAGGGGUCAUCAUCUGUACCAGGGGUCAUCAUCUGUACCAGGGGUCAUCAACUGUACCAGGGGUCAUCAUCUGUACCAGGGCUCAUCAUCAUUACCAGGAGCUCAUCAUCAUUACCAGGGGUCAUCAUCAUUACCAGAGGUCAUCAUCAUUACCAAGAGCUCAUCAUCAUUACCAGGAGCUCAUCAUCAGUACUGGAGCUCAUCAUCAGUACCAGAAGCUCAUCAUCAGUACCAGGAGCUCAUCAUCAGUACCAGGAGCUCAUCAUCAGUACCAGGAGCUCAUCAUCAGUACCUGGAGCUCAUCAUCAGUACCAGUAGCUCAUCAUCAUUACCAGGAGCUCAUCAUCAUUACCAGGGGGUCAUCAUCAUCAUUACCAGGCGUCAACUCGUCAUCAUCAUCAUUACCAGAAGCUCAUCAUCAUUACUAG
Bufo bufo (common toad) is the source of this 780-nucleotide messenger RNA. RefSeq lists its product as uncharacterized. The transcript is spliced from 4 exons. The record is from RefSeq and is a predicted model, not a curated record. NCBI's taxonomy places the organism in Eukaryota, Metazoa, Chordata, Amphibia, Anura, Bufonidae. Bases 1 to 780 code for a protein of 259 amino acids.